AUGGCUGUCGGGCACAAGAUGAAGAAACGUACGAGAAAGACGCCCCCCCGGUCGCUGAGCGCGAGCGGCGACAAGCGCAAAAAAAGGCCCGGCAGCGAGCGCGGCGGCAAGCGCUUCCAGGUGUCGCGGGCGUGCGGGCGCUGCAAGUUGCUCCGGCGCGGAUGCGAGGAGCGGCGUCCUUGCGGCCGCUGCGUGCGCGCUGGCAGGGCCGACGACUGCGUGGCGCCGCCGGGUCCGGCAUCGGCACCGGCAUCGGCAUCGUCGACGGCAGGCGUCGGCGCCUCCCCGGAAUGGACGCUGGUGGCCGACGUGGCGGCGAGCGCGCCCGUGGCCGAGUGCGCCGACCUGUUCUUCGACAACUGCUACCCGACGAUACCCGUGCUGACGCCCGAGUACAUCCGGCGCCUGCAGACGAGCGCUGCGGCGUCGGCGUCGGCGUCGCCCGCGCCGGCCCGGGCCGAGGCCGAGGCAGAGGCAGAGGCGUGCGUCCUGCUCGUCGCCUUCUGCGCCUUUGUGCUGCUGCACGUCCACGAGCCGCCGGGCGCGCGCAGCAACCGCCAGUACGGCGCGCAGCUGCUGGCCAGGGCGUCGGCCGCCUGCAGGGCCGUCUGCUGGGGCCUCACGCCGUCGCUCGACGCCUGCCUCGUCAGCUUCUUCCUCUACGCCGGCCACACGCGCCUCUCCCGCCACAGCCAGGCCUUCCUGUUCCUCCGCCAGGCCACGGCUCUCUGGGUCCUGGUCAAGGACCGCCGCCCGCCCGACGCCGACCCCGACGCCGAGCGCGCGCUGCUGUUCGAGCGCCUGUUCUGGGUGCUCGUGGCCUCGGAGCGCUCCCACGCCAUCCGCUACGGGCGCUCCAUCACGCUGCACCUGACGCCCGACACGCCCGACCUCGACGAGCUCCGGACCUCGGCGCCCGCGCUGUGGAGCCUGGCCGCCCUCUUCCGCCCCGUCGACUCGGCCUUCAUGGCCGUCCUGAACCGCGAGGCCGCCGCGCCCGCGCCCGCGCCCGCGCCCGACGUCCUCGCCGCCGCCGAGCGCUGCAUCGACGCCGCCGUCCCCGCGCACCUCCCCUUCCGCGACGUGCAAAAGGCCAACCUGCGCAUCACCCGCCUCUGGCUGUGCAUCGUCAUCUGGCAGCUGCGCCUGCGCCUGGGCCACCUCACCGACGCCUCGCACCAGCGCAGCCUCACCUACCGCUACCCGCUCGACGUGGCCCGCGAGCUCGUCGCCGCCACGCGCGACCUGCCCACGCAGGCCAUGGAGGUCCACGGCGUGGGCUUGACCGAGAAGCUGUUUGACAUUGCGUCCGCCGUCGUCCACGUCACCGCCGGCGUCCCGCGCCAGCCGGACCCCCGCGCGCCGCCGCCCGGCGACGACGACCUGCGCUACAUUCGCCGCCUGGUGGUGCAGCUCCCCGGCGGCAGGGACGUCUACGACGGCCUGCUGGAGAGCCAUGUCGAGCAGGCUCUGCGAAGUCGGCUGCGCGCAAGACGGGGUCACGCAGAUGGAUGA
Molecule: messenger RNA, 1515 nt
Organism: Metarhizium album ARSEF 1941
Lineage: Eukaryota; Fungi; Ascomycota; Sordariomycetes; Hypocreales; Clavicipitaceae
Product: RING-4 like protein
Exons: 1
Coding region: 1-1515 (504 amino acids)
Biological process (GO): regulation of DNA-templated transcription
Molecular function (GO): zinc ion binding; DNA-binding transcription factor activity, RNA polymerase II-specific
Source: RefSeq, a predicted model, not a curated record